AUGACAGAUUUGGAACGUAAACAACUCCAAUUAGCUCUAAAUGGAUUAAAAUCAAAACAUAUAGAUAAUGUUUCAAUAUGGGAUUUACACACACUUGUACAUUAUCCAAAUUCUGCUGUAGCUGCGCAUUGGGGUCCAGCAUUUUUGCCUUGGCAUAGAGAAUUUUUAAGACAAUUUGAAAUUACUCUACAAAAUGAACAGCCAGAAUUAAUUGGAAUACCUUUUUGGGACUCUACUUUAGAUCAUGGACUUCCUGAUCCUUCUGACAGCGUUCUUUGGUCUGAAGAAUUAAUGGGUAAUGGAAAUGGUUUUGUGAAAAAUGGGCCUUUUAAGGAUUGGAAUACUAAUGUAUUGAUGCCUCUAAGUCCAGUACCUAUCCAAAGAUUAUAUAGGUCUACUGGUGGAAGAAGUUCUGACAGAUUAAUGUCUCCAAAAGAUGUUGAAUGGAUUACAACUCGAAAAAAUUUUAGUCAAUUAACUUUUUGUCAUGACAAAACAUUUGAAUCUAUGCAUGGACUGUCUCAUGUUUGGGUUGGCGGCUUUAUGUUUGUUAUUCGAGUAUCCCCAAAUGACCCAACCUUUUAUUUUCAUCACGCUUUUAUUGAUUAUUUAUGGGAACAAUUUAGACUACAAAAUCAGGAUAGAUAUCAGAGAGAAAAUGAUUAUGCAAUUGUAAGAGGUUUUUUAAAUAAAUAUUCUGAUUUUUGA
This is a messenger RNA of Meloidogyne enterolobii, 708 nucleotides long. The record is from the annotation of a GenBank genome assembly. Lineage: Eukaryota; Metazoa; Nematoda; Chromadorea; Rhabditida; Meloidogynidae.